Molecule: messenger RNA, 4163 nt
Organism: Lacerta agilis (Sand lizard)
Lineage: Eukaryota; Metazoa; Chordata; Lepidosauria; Squamata; Lacertidae
Gene: NCOA7
Product: nuclear receptor coactivator 7
Exons: 16
Coding region: 201-3041 (946 amino acids)
Biological process (GO): response to oxidative stress; regulation of transcription by RNA polymerase II
Cellular component (GO): nucleus
Source: RefSeq, a predicted model, not a curated record
GGAGCCCGAGGAGACUGCCGCGCACCUUCCGGGGGUGGACAUCGGAGGAGCGACAGCCGCCGCCGCCGCCCCCAGCUGUGCGCCUUUUGGAAAACAUCAAAUGCUGUGAUAACUGCAUGGAUUGCGUGUGAACAUGAGACUCUAACUGGAAGUUCAGAAGCUCAGCCACUUCACCUUACACUUUUUACUAUUUGUUUACAAUGGAGAUCAAGGAAGAGAAAAAAGAACGAAGACAAGGCUAUUUUGCCCGUUUGAAGAAAAAGAGGCUAGCUAAGCAAAAUUCAGAGGCAGCCUCCUCAAAUGCUUGUGGGAUCCCCACAGGUAGAACUCAGACUGGAAGAGAUGAUGGAAGUAAAGCUGUUCUGGUGCAGACCAAUGGCUCCCAAGAAAACAGCAAAAAGUCUGGGGAAAAGGAGGACUUGGAGAAAAAAAAGAAAAAAAGCAGUCAGCCAAAGGAUAUUAGGCGCACAGAUCUUAAGCGAUACUAUAGUAUUGAGGACAAUCGAACCAAAACCAAUGAGAAGAAAGAAAAGAAAAUGAUCUCUCAGAAGCCACAUGGUACAAUAGAAUACACGGCUGGAAGCCAAGAUACUCUAAACAGCAUAGCUCUGAAGUUUAACAUCACUCCAAAUAAACUUGUGGAACUCAACAGGCUCUUCACACACACAAUUGUUCCGGGCCAGGUUCUGUAUGUGCCAGAUAGUGAGCCUCUUUCUGCUGCUGCGAAACUAGCUUCUUCAAGCCCUGGCGCUACUGUUUCACCUUCCUCAUCAGAUGCUGAGUAUGAUAAACUUCCGGAUGCUGACUUAGCAAGAAGGGUUUGCAGACCAAUCCAAAGAGUCCUGUCUUCCACCUCAGAGGAAGAUGAGCCAGUUGUUGUCAAGUUUUUGAAAAUGAACUGUCGAUACUUCACAGAUGGCAAGGGUGUGGUAGGAGGGGUCAUGAUAGUCACUCCCAACACCAUCAUGUUUGAUCCUCACAAAUCAGACCCUCUGGUAAUUGAGAAUGGCUGCGAAGAGUACGGGCUCAUUUGCCCCAUGGAUGAGGUUGUUUCGAUUGCACUCUACAACGAUAUCUCUCACAUGAAGAUUAAAGAUGCCCUGCCAUCCGACAUUCCAAAGGAUCUUUGUCCUUUGUACAGGCCUGGUGAGUGGGAAGACCUUGCUUCUGAGAAGGAUAUCAACCCUUUCAGCAAAUUUAAAUCCAUAAACAAGGAGAAGAAGAAGCCCAAAGCGGACAACUUUGUCACCCUGAAUUCCACACCAAUAAAGCCCAUGGAGAAGGAGAAAUCUACAGAUCUUGAACUUAAACCUCCUGAAAGUUCUUCCUUGGUGACCUCCAAGUCGGAGGAAAAACAAAGGGACUCCAACACUCCUGAGCCUUCAAAAAGGGUGGCUUUGGAAUGUACCACGGAACAUUCUGUAGAGAGUGUUAGUCUGGACCUAUCCAAAGAUAAUUCCCUUCUGGAAGAAGAUGGUUUUAUUGAACUGGAAGAGACUUCAUCACAGACUGAUAGCAAAGUAAAGAGCAGAGAUGUCGGAACAGUUGGUGUUCCCAAUGACUCUAAAAUGAGAAAGGAAGUUUGGUUGCAAGCAACAAAUAAAGAAAAUUGUGACCAAUCGGUGUUGGAUUCAUCAGGGACAAAGCAUGAAGUUCUUAAAGAUGUCCUUGAUUUAGAGUCCUGUGAGAAGCUAGAUGUGGUGCCUGAAAUAAACAAGGGGGGUAGUUCGCCAACAAAUAAGGUGGAAACAACUCUGGAUGCAAAUAAGGAGCUGAAUAAAGACAAACUUAUUGAAUUUUACCUCAGUAAAGAUAAGGAUGAGCCACAGACUACUGAUGACUUAUGUAAGGCCAACAUCAAGGAAGAGGGGAACAGUAUACCAGGAGGCAUAGACCUCACCCUUAGCUCUUCACAUUCCCAAGCCAAUAAAUUUGUGAAAGGCAAAAGAGCAGGGCCCGAUUUGUGUUCUAAUGGAAGGAAAGAGGCAUCGUCAGAAGUUGGCGCAACAGCAGAGAAAAAUGACCAUGAAGGAUCAAUAGCCUCUUCAUUGCCAUCUCAGCUAGAUAAUAAGUCUGAAAUCAGACUCUGGCUGCUGCAGAGAAUCCAAGUGCCCAUUGAAGAUAUGCUUCCUUCAAAGGAAGAGAAAAGCAAGUCCCCUCCGAUGUUUCUGUGCAUCAAAGUGGGCAAACCUAUGAGGAAGUCCUUUACUUCUCAAAGCUCCACAAUGGCUCAGCAAUAUAGUAAAAGAAGAAAGCAACCAGAGUACUGGUUUGCUGUUCCACGAGAAAGGGUAGAUCACCUGUAUACCUUCUUUGUACAGUGGUCACCAGAUGUGUAUGGCAAAGAUGCUAAAGAACAGGGCUUUGUUGUGGUGGAAAAGGAGGAGCUUGACAUGAUAGACAACUUCUUCAGUGAACCCUCAACAAAAAGCUGGGAGAUUAUUACUGUAGAAGAGGCAAAACGGCGAAAGAGCAUUUGCAGCUAUUGUGAAGAAGAUGAUCGAUGCAGUGAAGAAGAUGAAGAUGCUUUGCCUGUCUUAAAAAACCAGAGUGUGCUCUUAGAAAAUAUGCAUAUAGAACAGCUCGCCCAGUGCCUGCCAGCAAGGGUUCAGGGAUAUCCCUGGAGGCUAGUCUACAGCACACAAGAACAUGGAACCAGCUUGAAAACACUGUAUCGUAAAUCGGCAUCUCUUGAUAGCCCUGUCCUGCUUGUCAUCAAAGACAUGGACAAUCAGGUUUUUGGGGCUUAUGCAACGCAUCCCUUCCACUUCAGUGAUCACUAUUAUGGCACUGGAGAAACUUUCCUAUACACAUUUGAUCCUCUUUUCAAGGUCUUUAAGUGGAGUGGAGAAAACACCUACUUUAUCAACGGAGAUGUAACUUCCUUAGAACUUGGUGGUGGAGAUGGCAGGUUUGGUUUAUGGCUAGAUGCUGAUUUAUAUCAUGGUCGGAGCAAUUGUUGCAGCACAUUCAAUAAUGAUAUCUUAUCCAAAAAAGAAGACUUUGUCAUACAAGAUGUGGAAGUAUGGACAUUUGAGUGAUGUACACGCUGCCUUAAAAAGUUUACUGAGCACUCAAUGGAUGUUGAAUAUUGGAAUGUAGACUGCCUCACAAUAGAACAUGCUUCUCCUGCCCAUGAAAUCUGAUCACAGCCUGGCUGCACAAGAAGAUUUUAGGUCAAAAAGUGGAAAGACUUAAUUGCAUUUUUAAAAACGACCUUGUUAAUGUCGUAUUUCCGCCCUGCCGGUGAUCUUACAGCAUGGAUGCAAGAUGUUUAUGGAAGGCAUUUGCGAUAUACAAGUUUGUUUAAAGCAGUCUCGUUAUUUUUUGUAACUGUGAAAGAAUACUGGUGGAAAAACAUAGACCUGUAUAGUACAUUCCAUGUGUAUUUUUAUUCUGCUUACAUGAAAACCAAAAAGAAGUAAAAGUUGGGUUAGCAAAUUCUACAGCGUAUAGCGAUGGUUUCCAUGAGAAAGGGGUUUAGUCUUUCAAAUGAGUAUACAGCACUUAAAGGGAGCAUUUUUAAAGGAACGUAUUUAUUGUUUGUAUAGUACAUUUUUAUGAAAUGUAGUAGGCAUGUUUUUUUCUUUUAAUAUUUUUAUUUCAAAAUUUGCUAGGAAGAUUUAUUGACUGAAGUAAAUGUCUUAAGCGGUGGUGAUGAAUCAUUUCAUUUCUUAGGUAUUUUUAUACUUUGCUAGUUUUUUUAAUUUUUGUAAAAGACUUCUUUGUUCCUUUGUUCUUAUUAUUUUAGGAAUCUUGUUUUUGGGCAGAACACAUUACUUUGGAUUGUUGGAAAGCAGUGAAUUGUCAGUUUCCAUUAUCAAACACAGCUGUCUGGUUGUGUGCUGGAGACAGAUCCUCUUUUUAACAGGCUUAACAAUAAAGAAAUACUUUUUGAAACAGUGGCAUUGUUAUGGGGCAAAAAAACCAGAUUCUUAAACUGUGCCCUAUAAAUUAUUUGAAACUCUUUGUCAGAGAAAACUAUUAGUGUCAUACCAGACUAGCUUUGCCCUUCUUUUUUUUCUUGGAAAACGUUCUCUUUCUUGAAUAAGAGUUGAACCCUGUGGUUGCAUUCUGCUUUUUAAACAGUCACUUUUCUUUCUGCUUUUUUAUGACAUAACGAAGCAGUACUUGAGAGCACUGGGUCCAAAUUCAGUAAGAAA